Messenger RNA from Ricinus communis (castor bean), 1614 nucleotides. Its product is annotated as UDP-glycosyltransferase 73C3. The record is from RefSeq and is a predicted model, not a curated record. Bases 59 to 1465 code for a protein of 468 amino acids. Gene Ontology annotation, molecular function: UDP-glycosyltransferase activity. Lineage: Eukaryota; Viridiplantae; Streptophyta; Magnoliopsida; Malpighiales; Euphorbiaceae. The transcript has a single exon.
GUGGAUAUAUAUAGUUAAAUUCACAUAUCAAUACUAUGCUAAGCUAAUUUGUAAUACCAUGGCUAACCAAACUCAUCAGCUUCACUUUCUUCUUGCUCCUCUAAUGUCUCAAAGUCAUCUAAUCCCUUUCACAGACAUGGCCAAGCUUCUAGCGCAACGUGGUCUAAUAGUUACAAUUAUUAUGACACCUAUAAAUGCAGAUAGAUACAGUAAAAUCAUCGAACUUGCAAAAAAUUCGAACCUAAGAAUCCAAUUUUUAACGCUUCAAUUUCUUGGGAAAGAAGUUGGAUUGCCUGAAGGAUGUGAAAACAUGGAUUCCAUUCCUUCGCAGAAUCUCAUAAUACCCUUUUUUGAAGCAUGUAAUAAGAUGGAAGGAGGAGUAGAAAGUUGGCUGAAGGAUUUGGAUUUGGAAUCAAGGCCAGAUUGUAUCAUUUCUGAUAUGUGUUUGCCUUGGACUGUAAAUCUUGCAGCUACAUUUAAGAUUCCAAGAAUUGUAUUCCAUGUCAUUUCUUGUUUUGCUCUUCUUUGCAGUUAUUAUCAGAAUACUGAUUCGGAUACAAUUGUUCCUGACGUUCUUGACAAUCUUGGAAUUUCCAAAGCAAAGAUACCCGAAGUUCUGAAUGAAAAUCCAGGUGUGAUUGCUCAGUUUCAGGAAUCUGAGAAAUGUUCAGAAGGUCUGGUAGUGAAUUCUUUUGAAGAAUUAGAAUUAGCUUUCGUAAAAGUAUAUGAAAAGGUACUGGAGAGGAAGAUUUGGUGCAUCGGACCGCUAUUUCUUGGCAACCAAACAAGCUCAGCAGGUGUUAGUACUGCCUCCAUGGAUAAGCAUGAGUGUCUAAAAUGGCUCGACUCAAAGAAAGAAAGUUCCGUAUUAUAUGUUUGUUUUGGUAGCCUUUGGCGCUUGUCACCCAAGCAACUAAUAGAGCUAGCGUCAGGGUUAGAAGCAUCUAACCAUUCUUUCAUCUGGAUACUAAGAGGAGGAAAUGAAUCAGAAGAAGUUGAAAAAUGGGUAGAAGAAGAGAAAUUUGAAGAGAAAGUUAAAGGAAGAGGACUGAUUAUUCGCGGAUGGGCGCCUCAAGUUUCCAUAUUAUCACAUCCAGCAACUGGAGGGUUUCUAACACACUGUGGUUGGAACUCAACACUUGAAGGAGUUUCUGCUGGUUUAGCAAUGAUAACUUGGCCCAUGUUUGCUGAGCAAUUUCACAAUGCUAAGAUGAUAAAUGAAGUGUUGAAGACUGGUGUCAAAAUUAAUGGAGUUGAGGAAGAGAAUCAUCUUCUGGUGAAGAAUGAGGAUGUAAAGAUUGCCAUAGAGCAACUAAUGGGAGAUGGAGAAGAAGGUAAAGAUAGAAGAAGAAGAGCCAAAGAGCUUGGAAAAAUGGCAAAGAACACAGUUGAAGAAGGCGGAUCUUCUUACUCGAAUAUUACUCACUUGAUUCAAUAUGUCAGGGAACAUGUUACUCCUAACUAAUCAAUCAUGUUAGUUAAAUAUAUAUAUAUAUAUAUAUAUAUUUAGCUCCCUUUCUUUCUUUUUCUUUUUCCAUAUAAUUUCAUCUAAUUCUUUUUUUGAGAAAUAAUUAACUUGUGGCCUGUUGAUGUUUGAUUGUGUUUAACUUUGUG